UUUGCUUGUGUGUGUCUGCCUGUGUCGUGUGCUCCUUUUUUUUGCUUCAUUUGAAAGGAGAUAUUUCCUCAGCAUCUGGCUGAUGCAACACUUUCAAAGUUCUGGCUCUUCUCUCAAAAAUCUGUGUCUCAUCAUGAGCACUUUCAAUGUUUACAACCGCACGUUGAAGUACUAAAACUGUUUUUUUCUUCCUUAGCAAUGCCGUCAACGACUUCUCAUGGAUGCCAUUGUUGUAUCCCAAGCUGCAAGCACGUUCAGCUGCGCAACAGGGAUGUGUCCUACCACUCUUUCCCGAAAGAUCCUAGCCUCCGUGAGCAAUGGGUUCAAGCCAUCAUUCAAAACACAGCUUUGCCAGAACUGUGGCAGCCUAAGCCCAGCCAUAAGAUAUGUGGUGCACACUUCAAUGUCUGCGGGAAGAAACAAUACAUGGACAAGGUGCCACGGCUCCUGAAGCCUGGCACAUUCAUUCAGACAUGUCCAUCUCAAGUUGCCCAGUCUUCCCCUCUGGAUGUGUCUGUGGAGGUUACUGUGGAAACCUCCUUCGAGGAAGUGUCCAGCAUGAGUCUUGAAGAAGAUGUAUUGUCCUCUGAGUCUGAACACUUCCUAAGUCAGUCUGACUUUGUUGAUGAGACAGAAGGAUCUGAACAAUGCAGUAAACUCGAACAGCUCUCAAGAGAGAAUGAGGAACUUCGAAGUAUUAACUUGUGUCUUCUUCAAGAGAAAGCAGACCUCCAGAAAAGCAUUGCAGAACUCCACGGAACAAAUGCAGCUAACAGGAAGGAACUGCAAGAUUUGCGUCAGAAGCUUUCUGCUGCAGAGGAGCAGUUUUUGAAGGAGCAACAAGCACUCUCAUCACAAGUUCUUGAUCUUGAGAGAAAACUGGUUGAGAAAGAAGCUAAUCAGGAGAGGUUGAACCCAACACCACUAAGCAUUGCCAGAGAUACUGAGAAAUUGCAGUUCUACACUGGGUUUAAAACAGUUGAGCGUUUCAAGAGAUUUUAUGAAUUUGUUCAUUUGGGCUAUGAGAACUAUAGGAAGACGUGCAGUCAAGGAUCAACGAAGAGUGGGAGACCACAAAGGUUUAAUUUGGAAGAGCAGUUGAUUCUUGUGUUAAUCCGAUUAAGAGUCGGUCUGCUUGAGAGAGACUUGGCUUACAGGUACAGCACAAGUCGUGCAUACAUUAGUGAAAUGCUCUCCUUUUGGACCGAGUUUUUAAGCGAGUACCUCAGCAGAACGCCAAUAUGGCCAUCUCGAGAAACUGUCAAUGACUUCAUGCCGCCUGUGUUCAAGGAAUCCUAUCCAUCAACAAGAGUGAUACUGGACUGCACUGAACUCUACAUCGAAACUCCAAGUGACUUUCGUGUUCAAAGUGACACCUACUCUGUUUACAAGAGUCACAAUACAGCAAAGGGGCUCAUUGGAAUAGCUCCCAAUGGUUUUGUCACUUUUGUUAGCAAUCUUGCACCUGGCAGAAUUUCAGACAGGGCACUAGUCAAGCAAAGUGGUCUUUAUGAUUUACUCGAGGAGGGAGAUUCAGUGAUGGCUGACAGAGGCUUCAUCAUUGCGGAGGACCUGGCCACACUGAAGGUCGACCUCAACAUUCCACCAUUUUUAAAUGGUGCUCCUCAGCUCUCAGUUGCAGAUGAACUUAGAACAAGAAGCAUUGCGAAGGCACGUAUUCAUGUCGAACGUGUUAUUCGACAGAGGGUGUGA
Molecule: messenger RNA, 1713 nt
Organism: Ornithodoros turicata
Lineage: Eukaryota; Metazoa; Arthropoda; Arachnida; Ixodida; Argasidae
Exons: 4
Coding region: 199-1713 (504 amino acids)
Source: RefSeq, a predicted model, not a curated record